AUGGGACCGGCCGACUGGGAACACCUGGUUGAUGUAUGCAUCAACGAGCUUCAAUCCAAUCCACGUCUACGUGUCGUGGACGCGGCUGGCGUCCACGAAGUUGUUAGGACAGUUAUAUUCACCAAAGCUCCUUUAUACCAGCAGCUAGCGCAAAUCAUUGCUGGCAAUCAGGCGAAUCUUUUGGAAGGCCUCCUGGCUCGCGGCCUUCUCGCACAGCAGUCGCAGGCACGUCCAUCGCCCGUCGCCAUUCCCCAACAGCAGCAGCAGCAGAGCCUUACACCUCAGCCAAAAUCACCAAAGGAUCCUCAUGACCGCCAACCGGUGCUUCCUCUCAAGAGGCCGCUGGAACCGCAGGCGACUACCACGCCUCCGGAGGCCAGCAGCCCGAGCGAUGCCGCGGCAACACGCCAACCGGCAGAGCACCGGUCGCCCUCUGUGCAGCCCUCUGAACCUAAGCCUCCAGUUCUUGUCAUUCCACCUAAGCCCCCCGCUAAGCCUCUCAUCCCUGGAGGACCCUGCGAGAACCCGUUCUGCGGAGUGGUUGAGGCCCCGCAGUGGCGACGCAUCGACAGGAAGUUGGUGUGCAAUCGGUGCGGCAUGUACUACCACAGACACGCCCGCUUUCCCGACUGGACGUACUUUAACGGACUUGCGAGCAAGCAAGCGGUUCGGCACGUGGUGGUCCUGCACCGCAACCGUCAGAGCGGAUCUCCAGGACCCUCUUCCGGCUCCACACCACCACCUCAGCCUCAGCCUUCGGCGUCAGCGUCAGCGUCGCAGCUGUCGCCCUCGCCGCAGGAGGCACCGGCGCAGGUGCAGGUUAACAGGAGCGCAACAACCGAAACGCAAGAACAACAACAACAACAACAACAGCCCGGAUUUCAACGCGCCGCCCCAAGCCCAACCCAGCCACAGCCUCAGGCCGCCAAGGGCGCAACGCAACUAGCUACUUCUGGGGCUCAGGAGGUUCCGGGUGCUGUUGACACGGCAGCGGCUGGCAAGGCGGAUUCGGGAGGUAGCACCGCCAUCAACAACAUUGUCGGCAAUGCAGGCACUGUCCACGUGAACACCACCGCCACCACCACGGAGCCCGGCACGGGUGCUGGUCUAGGCGGACGCAGCAGCGUGGAUACUGGAAGUGGAAAUGGAAGCAGGAGUAGCAACGACGGCAAGAACAACGGCGCUGCGACUGCUGCUGUCGCGGCUGCGCCACCAGCAGCGCCCGCCGCGCAUGGUCAUGGCAAUGGUAACGGUAACAGCGGCGGCAGCAACGGCAACAACAGCAGCAGCGGCAGUGGCCCCUCUGCUGCGCGUCUAGCUCCUCCCUCACGGCAUAUCCUGGAUCAAGAUGUCAUCCUCAAAGUGCUCACCAAGCAGUACGACCAUCUGGAACCGUCCAUUGUACGACGCGUCCAUGCGUUACUAGAGCAGCUGCAGCAGGAGCAGCAGCAACAACAACAACAGCAGCAGCAGCAACAGCAACAACUGCAGCAGCUCUUGUUACAGCACCUGCAGCAACAACAGCAAAGGCAGGUACAAGCGAGUGCGAGCGCGGACCAGGACGGCAAGGUCGCUGCGUGUUUUGGGGAGGCGGUGCCGCCGGGCAGCACUAGGGAGGGCGAACGCGCUUCGGCGUCAGCGAAUAAGAGACCUCCUCCGCCUGGCGACGGUAUCGCGGGUAAGCGGCCCGUGCAGGGCCUAUCUCAACCGGCUCAGCAGCUGCAGCAGCAACAACAACAGCAACAACAGCAACAGCAACAACAGCAACAGCAGCAGCAGCAGCAACAACAGCAGCAGCAACAACAACAGCGGCAACAGCAACAACAGCAGCAGCAGCAGCGCUCAGGAAGGGAAUUUGGGCUGCUGGCAGCCGCCGCGGCGGCGGGUGCAGGCGCAAGUUCAGCAGACGCGAGCGCGGACGACCUCCCACGGCAGGCCGGGCGCCUUCCCAGCCGGGAUGUUCAGGCUGCCGCAGCCGUCGCCCGCCUUCAACAACACCUUCAACAGCAGCAGCAGCAGAGGAUUAUGGACAGCGCAGUUGGCACCUCCGGGAGCUGUAGCGGUGCCUUGCGGCCUGCAGGUUGGGAGGCAGGCUGCACAGUUGCUGCUGCUGCUGCGGCUGGGGUCCGGAGGCCACAAGGCCCGGCCCGGCCCGGCCCGGGUCGAGACGCGGGUCCGGGGCCCGGGUCUGGGUUGUCUUCGAAGGCGGCGAAUGUCUCCAUGGAAGCUCACGAGGCAAUGAUGGGCGGCCAGCGACGCAGUCCCCGCCCUGCACAGGCAGGGAUGGCAUCCGCGGAUGCUCAGGGCUCUUUCGAGCCGCGGCCAGCGAAACGCCUGAAGGCGGCUACUGGGCGGCGACCGAGCAAAGAGGUGGAGGUACAGGACAUGGGCGUGGAGAAACAGCAGUCUCAGGAGCAGCAAAAGCAGCAGCAUCCUCAGGAGCUUUUGCUGGCCCAUGUGUUGGCCGCAAUGUUGCAACGCAGCAAACAAGCGGGGGUGGCUUCACAAGAGCAGCCGCAGCAGCAGCAACGGGUGCAGGAGCAGCAGCUUCAAGAGCAGCAGCGGCGGCAUCGGCAGCAGCAGCAGCAACAGCAACAACAACAACAACGAUCGGUUCCACAGCAGAGACACCAACAAACGUUGCAGCAGCAGCAACAACAACAACAACAACAACAACAACAACAACAACAACAACAACAACAACAACAACAACAACAACAACAACAACAACAGCAGCAGCAACAACAGCAGCAGCAGCAGCGGCAGGAGGUACCAAUGGGGGCCGCUUCCGCGGAUGCCGGAUCUCGACCCGCUCGAUCGCUGUUGGAGACGAUUGCGCACGCUGCGCAGCAACAGGAGUUGCAGCAGAAGGCAUUGGCGCCUCGGCACCAACAGCAGCAGCGGCAGCAAGAGCAGCAGCAGCGACAACGGGAUGCACAUACCGUCCGCCGUCGUGCCAGCGGCGGCGAAGACCUUGACACCUCCGAGCUGCGACACGAGUACAUGGACUGGGCCUAUAGAGGCGGCGAUGACGGUGGGGGGUAUGACACGGUGCCUGCCGGCGGCGGCGGACGUGGCUUUGGAGGCGCUGGAGGGGGAGGAGGCGGAAUUUUGAUGCGUGACCUCCAGCACCGGGCAUUUUUGGUUCAGCAGCAACAGAGGACGAGUGGCGGUAACGGCUACAAUGCAGCUGCCGCAGCAGCGGUCGCAACAGCAGCUGGCCGCGCGUCGGCGUCGGCGUCCGAGUCGCAGGGACGCCAAGCGGGCAUGCCGUACUCUGCCAUCAGCGAUCAGUUCGACAUGACGCGUCAUUACAACCAAGGCAUGCCGUACAAGAUUGUUGGCAACAUUGUUGCGACGACCGGAUCGUCAGGGGCGCCGCGCGGCACGCCACGGGCCAGGUGUGUGUCUGACAGCGCCGCCGCCACCGCUGCACCGCCGUCGGAUCCGGAACCUUCAGACCCGCAGGGGCCGACCCGUGGGACGUCCUACGUGGACAACCUUCUGGAUAUGCUCCUCAUUCGAGGGGUGGCAGGAAAGGCGUUAAAACCGCUUCUGCAGCAGCACCAACAUCAACAGCAGCAUCUCCAUCAUCAUCAUCAACAGCAGCAGCCGCAGUACCCGCAUCCGGGGCAGCUGCAACUGGCCCCCAGGGAGUCUAGUCAGGGGGCAGGCUACACUCCGCAUGCCGGGUUGGGCGGUGGGGCCGUUUCGGGCGUACGGCAAGUUGCGCCGGGGACUGGCGGCGCCGGGCCGAUGCUGUUGCCGGUGCUUGACUUGGGCAAGCCGCCCACGGCGCUGGCGUUUUAG
Molecule: messenger RNA, 3810 nt
Organism: Volvox carteri f. nagariensis
Lineage: Eukaryota; Viridiplantae; Chlorophyta; Chlorophyceae; Chlamydomonadales; Volvocaceae
Exons: 5
Coding region: 1-3810 (1269 amino acids)
Biological process (GO): regulation of DNA-templated transcription
Molecular function (GO): sequence-specific DNA binding; zinc ion binding
Source: RefSeq, a predicted model, not a curated record